UUGACAGAAGCGUCUACAUGUUUUCCAGAACCAACCAGCGUUACCCGAACCGAGCAUUCUUCGGUUCUGGUGGCCGUACACUUUCAGCCACUAUCUAUUCUCACAACCAUUUACCCCUUCCUUGCAUUCAAAAUUACACGAUUUGCCACUACCUCUUUUUUUUCCGUCUUCUUUCGGUCUUCUCGCACCUUCUUCUUCUUUGUUUUCAACCAUAAUCUCUCACUCUCUUCUCGUCCGUGGAAUGUAAAGUAACAUGGCUUCUCUUCAGUUCCGUUACAUUCUCUCUCCUCUUUCGUCCAAACUUCCGCUUCCGCACUCCACCGGGCCAAGAUUUUCUCGCACUUUCCCGUCUCAUUUUCCCGCAAAGUUGCGCGUUUUCUCCUUCGCAGGGAGGAAGCAACUUCUCUCAAUUUGCUGCUCCUCCAAUACUGGUUCCCAGCUUCAGAGAGUCGCUGUUCCGGAAAACGAUGAACGGCCUCCCUUUGAUAUCAAUCUCGCGGUUAUUCUAGCGGGAUUCGCCUUCGAGGCCUACGCAACUCCCCCUGAAAACAUGGGCAGGCGUGAAGUUGAUGCUGCUGGUUGCAAAACAGUCUACCUUUCGGAGGAAUUUAUUCAUGAAAUUUAUGAUGGUCAACUCUUCAUAAAGUUGAAAAAAGGAUUCAAUUUCCCUGCCAUGGAUCCAUGGGGAACAAGUGAUCCAUAUGUGGUCAUACAGAUGGAUUCUCAGACUGCUAAAAGCAAUAUCAAAUGGGGGACAAAAGAGCCAACAUGGAAUGAGGAGUUUACUUUUAAUAUUAAGCUGCCUCCAAGCAAAUCUUUACAGGUUGCAGCUUGGGAUGCAAACCUUGUAACUCCUCACAAACGAAUGGGAAAUGCAGGUGUUGAUCUGGAAUGGCUUUGUGAUGGAGAUGUGCAUGAAAUACUGGUUGAGUUGGAAGGAAUGGGUGGCGGCGGAAAGGUUCAGCUGGAGGUUAAAUAUAAGACCUUUGAUGAAAUUGAUGAAGAGAAAAGGUGGUGGAAGAUUCCUUUUGUUUCAGACCUUCUAAAGAUAAAUGGUUUUGAUUCUGCAUUCAGAAAGGUUAUUGGUUCUGAUACAGUGCAAGCUCGACAAUUUGUGGAAUAUGCAUUUGGGCAGUUAAAGUCUUUUAACAAUUCAUAUCUUCUGAAGGGCCAGAUGCCUGAUAUUAAUAAUGAUAAGUAUGACAUUGAAGGUACUGGGGAACUGAAUGAAUCUGCUUCUGUGUUUAAUAUGCCUUCUCAUGAAGCUGGUAGCUCAGAAGCCUCUAAGGAAACUCGCAGUGAACAGAGGAACUCAAAUGAGUUUCACAAGCAUGACAGUGAUACUGAAAAUGGACAUGCUUCAGAAAAACCAUCAACAAAAGUGAGUGAGGAAGAGCUGUCAAAUCAAAUUUUUUGGAGGAAUUUUGCUAAUGUUAUCAAUUCUAAUAUUGUUCAAAAGCUAGGUCUUUCUGUUCCUGAGAAAUUUAAGUGGGAUGGAUUGGAGUUUUUGAACAAAAUUGGCUCACAAUCACAAAAUAUUGCAGAAGCCAUAUAUGUUCAAUCUGGUCUUGCAAUGCCUGGAGGCACAGAUGAUACCAAUGAUAAAACAAGUGGCCAACCUGCCCUUGCCGCAAUUCAGUCUUCACUUCCAGAGGUCAGAAAAGCAACAGAGAAUUUGAUGAGGCAGACUGAGUCAAUUUUAGGAGGUUUAAUGCUUUUGACUGCAGCAGUUUCCAAAAUGAACGAUGAAGGGCGUUCUUCAGAAGAGAGGAAAAUCAAAGAAGAUUCUAUCAAAGCAGGAGGCAAUGAUAUACUAUAUUCUACUAGUAAGAAAUUUCCUGGCUCCCAAAAUCUGUUGGUGUUGGAUGAUAAAAAAGCUGAAGAGAUGAGAAAACUAUUUUCUACUGCUGAAAGUGCUAUGGAGGCUUGGGCAAUGCUCGCCACAUCUCUGGGCCAUCCUAGUUUGAUUAAGUCUGAAUUUGAAAAAUUAUGUUUCUUAGAUAAUGCAUCCACAGACACACAGGUUGCAAUUUGGCGUGAUUCUGUGCGAAGAAGGUUAGUGGUUGCUUUUAGGGGAACAGAGCAGUCUCAAUGGAAGGAUUUAAGAACUGAUCUAAUGCUUGUUCCAGCCGGGCUGAAUCCUGAAAGGAUAGGUGGAGAUUUCAAGCAAGAGGUUCAAGUUCAUAGUGGUUUUCUGAGUGCGUAUGAUUCAGUAAGGACCAGGAUUAUUUCCCUAAUUCGACUUGCAAUUGGUUAUGUAGAUGAUCAUUCAGAGUCACUCCACAAAUGGCAUGUUUAUGUGACUGGUCAUAGUUUGGGUGGCGCAUUGGCAACCUUGCUUGCUCUUGAACUUUCAUCUAAUCAAUUAGCUAAGCAGGGAACAAUUUCUAUUUCUAUGUAUAACUUCGGUUCUCCUAGAGUUGGUAACAAAAGAUUUGCAGAAGUUUACAAUGAGAUAGUUAAAGACAGCUGGCGAGUUGUGAAUCACAGAGAUAUUAUACCUACAGUUCCCCGGUUAAUGGGUUAUUGUCAUGUUGAGCAACCUGUAUUUCUUGCUGCAGGGGUUUUAAGAAAUGCCCUAGAAAACAAAGAUAUUUUGGGAGAUGGUUACGAAGGUGAUGUUCUUGGGGAAUCCACACCAGAUGUUAUAGUCAGUGAAUUUUUGAAGGGUGAGAAGGAGCUUAUUGAGAAGUUAUUACAGACUGAAAUAAAUAUAUUCCGCUCAAUCAGAGAUGGAAGUGCUCUAAUGCAGCACAUGGAGGAUUUUUAUUACAUCACGCUACUUGAGAAUGUAAAAUCAAAUUACCAAGCUGUCUCAAGAUCAGACCAGGGUGAAAACUAUAGCUUAUAAUGAGCCAACAAAGUUAUGUGUUACCCUACUAGAAGAAUUCUAAAUACAAUUGUAGAUAAGGUGUUGAGAAGAGCAUAUAUAUAUUGGAGGUCACUUACAACCACAUCUUUACUGGUAUGCGAGGAAAAUGGCAGCCAUGCAGUACUUCCAGUAUAGUUUACAAAUGGAGCUGAUAGACGUGGGAGCUGCUAGAGACUGCAAGUGGAAAAAAUAUCUAUCAAAAUUUAUAGUUUUAAUAUUUUAGUCAUUUUCCUUAUGAUGAUAGAAAUUGAUGCUAUUAUAGCAUGCAUAUCAAAUAUUCAAAGAUACACUUGUCUUAGAAAUGCAAUGUGUCAUGUCUAAUCCGUUUUCCGAUGUCAAGCAUUUAUAGUCUCAUACAGAAUGUUGUAAAUAUGCUUAAUAAUGUUUGAAGAAUCAGGCAUUGUUGUUACUGAUAUUAUUGUUAUUGUUGAGAUGCACCUUUGCAGGGUGCGGGGGAAGAGGAAAGUUUCCAGCAAUUGCAAGAGGAUGAUAUGUGUUGCUGGCAUUUAUUUCCUAAAGAAGAAAAAGAUAGAUGGAAAACACUGAUUUUGCUUUGUUCAACUGUUUAAUUUAACCAAAUGAAACCGUAAAAAAAAUCAAUUUUU
Messenger RNA from Abrus precatorius (Indian licorice), 3477 nucleotides. RefSeq lists its product as uncharacterized. NCBI's taxonomy places the organism in Eukaryota, Viridiplantae, Streptophyta, Magnoliopsida, Fabales, Fabaceae. Gene Ontology annotation, biological process: lipid metabolic process. The coding region runs from base 254 to 2851 and encodes 865 amino acids. The record is from RefSeq and is a predicted model, not a curated record. The transcript is spliced from 19 exons.